AUGCUGUUCCAGGUGGGAGGGCAGGGCGCACGGCCCACCUUCUUCGAGAUGUCCGCGGCGCAGCAGCUCCCGGCCAGCCUCCGCGCGGCGCUCUCCUACUCGUUCGGGGUUUUUGCACUAAGGAGGCCAUCCUUGCAUAAAGUUUUAGAUUAUGAAGAUGAAUUCUUUGCUUUGUUAAUGUCUGUUCUUGAGUCCCAUAGUCUACGAACAACAGAUGGUUCCUUUUCAGAGUCGUUAUAUGGUCUCAGGCGGAGGCCUGUUAACGUUUCUGUGAACAGAAGUAGUCCUGGUGCAGAAUCUAAUGUCAAAGUCUAUGACUCUGCACUAAGGAAGCGCCAGAAAACCCUCUCUGUUAUAUUUUUGGUUGUUUUACCGUAUUUCAAGUCAAAGUUGCAGUCUGUAUAUAACAAAGAAAGAGAAGCAAGAUUGCAGGCAAGCCUAUGGGAUCAGGGUGAGGUUAGAUUCGACGAAGCUGGCUUUGUAUCAGAUCAACAAGGGGAGACUUCUCAAGCACAAGUUGGGACUACAGCUGGAGAAGUGUCACAUCUCACACGCCUUAGGACCAAUUUUGCAGCACUAAUAGGUGUUUGUUAUCCAUGGAUUCAUGCGACUCAUGAAGGCCUUUCAUUUGCUUACCAGUUGCUGUAUUUGUUGGAUGCUACUGCAUUUUACAGUCCAGGACUUCAUGUGCUUGGGCUUCAUGUUUGUCGUGCUACUGGACAAGAGCUGAUGGAUUCAUCUUCUAGGAUAUCAAGAAUUAGAAGUCGUGAACUCGAGAGACUUCGUGGUCCUCCAUGGUUAAAGACUGUCCAGAGGGUGCUCCUUAAUUGUACGUACACGACUCUAGAUUAUGCACAAACUGGUUUAAUUGCUGCGGUCUUCUUUUUCAAGAUGAUGGAGUGGUGGUAUCAAUCUGCUGAAGAAAGAAUGUCAGCUCCGACUGUAUACCCCCCACCUCCUCCGCCGCCGCUACCAAAGGUUGCUAAAGAUGGACUUCCCUUGCCAACUGACAGGACGCUGUGCCCUCUGUGCUGCCAAAAGCGCAACAACCCGUCUGUUCUUUCUGUUUCUGGUUUUGUGUUCUGCUACAGUUGCAUAUUCAAGUCUGUCUCUCAGCAUAAAAGAUGUCCCGUGACGUUGAUGCCUGCCACUGUUGAGCAAAUCAGGCGCCUCUUCCAUGAUUUAUAG
Triticum turgidum subsp. durum (durum wheat) is the source of this 1188-nucleotide messenger RNA. The record is from the annotation of a GenBank genome assembly. NCBI's taxonomy places the organism in Eukaryota, Viridiplantae, Streptophyta, Magnoliopsida, Poales, Poaceae.